UAUCUAGAAGAUACUGUAAAACUUCUUAAUUGUAAACUUAAAUGGAACAAGAUAUCUAAACGUGAUUAUAAUUCUUGUAUUAUUGAAAUUGAAAAGCUUCAAACUGAAAUCAAUGAUUUAAGGAUUCUGGCAAAAGACUUACAAGAUGAAGUUAAUUCUUUAAAAGAAAAAAACAGAAAAUUGAGACAAGAAAAUAGUAAAUUUCAUGAUACAUUAAGCGGUCUUUGCAAUAAUUUCAGUUUAAUCCAAAUUAAAGAUGAAAAUGAAAAUGGCAAACAAAUUCAAGUAAAGAAUCAAGAAGUAAUAAACUUACACAGAAGAAUUAGAGAAAUACUUGAAGAAUAUAGACAAAAAUAUAAGUGA
Racocetra persica is the source of this 363-nucleotide messenger RNA. Lineage: Eukaryota; Fungi; Glomeromycota; Glomeromycetes; Diversisporales; Gigasporaceae. The record is from the annotation of a GenBank genome assembly.